Messenger RNA from Triticum dicoccoides, 1739 nucleotides. Its product is annotated as protein AATF-like. The coding region runs from base 324 to 1517 and encodes 397 amino acids. The record is from RefSeq and is a predicted model, not a curated record. Gene Ontology annotation, cellular component: nucleolus; nucleus. Lineage: Eukaryota; Viridiplantae; Streptophyta; Magnoliopsida; Poales; Poaceae. The transcript is spliced from 14 exons.
GCAUUCUCAAGCGCGGAGCCUGCACGUCGACGGCUGCAUUCUCAAGCGCGGAGCCUGCACACCGGCGUCUAGCUUGACCCACACACACCCCACCUUCCUAGCUUCUCCUGCCCCGCUUCAUCUACCUCGCUGCUCAGCUGCACUGGCCUGCCCCGCGACGCCGGAGAACGCCGGCGGUUGCCUCUCUUGCCCCCGCACGCCGCACCAGCCUAAGCUCUGCCGGCUGACUGAGCCUCUCCUUCCUCUUCUGUCUCGUCAGGCAAGCCUUCCCUCCUCCUCGGCAUCACCCGCAAACCUAGCUACUUGCCGCCGCCGAGGAGGAGAUGGCGCCACUCGCACCCAAGCGCCGCAAGGCAGCACCUUCCCCUUCCCCUCCCCUUUCGGAGGCUUCUUCCGACUCCGGCAGCGACUCCGACCUCAACCUCCACGACAACUCCGACCCAGAGGACGGCUUCUUCUCCGCAAGGAGGGCUGCCGAUGACGGCGACCAAGAUUUCUCUGCCAGCGACGAGGAGAUCGACCAUGAGGAGGAGAGCGACAAUGAAGAGGAGAAUGAUGGUGAGAUGGGGGAGCUCGAGGAGGAGUAUCGCACCCUCCAGGCCAACCAACAAAGCAUUCUUCAGACCUUGAAACAGCAUAGGGAUGAUGAUGUCUCGAGAGGCCAGGCAGUCAAAAACCAAAAGGCGCUAUGGGAUAAGACCCUGGAAAUGAGAUUCUUGCUGCAAAAGGCAUUUACCACUUCAAACAAGCUUCCCAAGGAUCCCACCAAGUCAAGGUUCUGCAGUCACGAUCAGGAGAUCGAGCAAGCAUAUGUUGAUCUGUUGGACUCAUCGAAACAGACUCUUGGCUCCAUGCUUGAGCUGCAGGAGGCUUUACUAGAGCGGAACCAGGCCGCAAAGGGUGUGAAAGUGACAGAUGCUUUGCCUAAUUCAACUGGAGAGGAUGACGAGUGGUUGCAAAUGCAGAAAGUGCAGAUAAGAAUGACCCUGUUCAGAAAUACUGAGAUAGAUAAAUGGCAGAGGAAAACACAGGUCACAACUGGCGCUGCUGCACUGAAAGGAAAGUUGCACGCAUUUAAUCAGAACAUAAGUGACCAAGUUGCUGGUUAUAUGAGGGACCCAAGCAGGAUGAUUAACAGGAUGUACCUGCGGAAAUCUGAUGUUGGUGUAUUUGGGGAGAGUGCAGCACAGCCUGCUACUGCUGUGGAGGGCAAAGACGUGGAAGGUGAUCCUGAACUCAUCGAUGAUUCUGAAUUUUAUCAUCAACUUCUCAAGGAGUUUCUCGAGUCAUGUGAUACGGGGGCAUCUGAAUCCGCAUUUUACGCUCUGAGGAAGAAGCAGCACAAGAAGAGAAAACUUGUUGACCGCCGUGCUUCAAAGAGUAGAAAGAUAAGGUACAGUGUCCACGAGAAGAUUGCUAAUUUCAUGGCCCCAGUACCGAUGACAGUUCCUCCGAUGGCUUCAAAAUUGUUUGAGAAUUUAUUUGGAAUGGGCAACCAAAAGGCCCCUGCUCUCUGAUUUAAGAAACAAUUCAAAAUUUUGACAUCAGAAGAAGAUUUAGCCAUUCCUUCUUACAUACGUAGUUUUAAACUGUAAUAUGUGAUGGCCUUACUGCUAGAAGAGCAGUGAAGCAAAAUUGUUGUAUCGUUGGGCCCAGGAAGCGCAUUUCUGUUUCUUUGUGAUGGACGGUAUAAUUCAAAUCCCAUGGGAGUGAUAUAGAUCGGUGCUGUUGAAACUGGA